GCCUGCCUGCCUGCCUGCGCGAUGCGGCGGGGAAGCGCGGCGCGUCCGGCUCCGCCCGGCCUGCACAGCGCGGCCGCCUCGGUCCUGGCCGGGCUGGAGCGCCGGGAGGGCGGCCUCAAGGCCCUCGUCUACGGCAGCCGCUUCCCGAACGCCCGGCUGCUCUGCGCCCUCGUCUCGGAGGCCCUCCGCUAUUCUCCCGUGCUGGACCGCAUCUUGGACGCUGCUGGACUGUUCCGUGCCGAAAAGAAGCUGCAGCCACACCUGGCCAAGGUGCUGGUAUAUGACCUGCUCUUUGGCAAGGGGCUGCGAGGCGGGGGCCGCGGCAAGGCUCUGGUGCUGAAGCACCGGGCCCGGUUGCGGGCGGAGCUGGCCCGCUUGAAGGUGCAGAAGCAGGUGAGCCGCAACGAAGACCUGCUGCCGCCGCCCGCAGGAGGGGCCAACCAAGCGCCUCGGCUGCCGCGCUACGUCCGAGUGAACGUGCUGAAGACGUGCGUGGACGACGUGGUGGACUACUUCAAGCGUCAGGGCUACUCUUACCAAGGCAAAGCGGCCAGCAUGGAGGGAGUCGUCUCCCUGUCAGGGAAGAAAUUCCUCCUGGACUCGGACCUUCCGGAUCUGUUGAUCUUCCCUCCGCAGACGGAUCUUCACCAGGACCAGCUCUAUACGGCCGGACACAUCAUUCUCCAGGACAAGGCCAGCUGCCUCCCUGCUUUCCUCCUUAGCCCCACACCCGGGUCCCACGUGAUGGAUGCCUGUGCUGCCCCUGGCAACAAAACCAGCCAGCUGGCUGCCAUGCUGAAGAACAAGGGCCAGAUCUUUGCCUUUGACCUGGACGCCAAGCGCCUGGCCACCAUGAGCACCCUGUUGGUCCGGGCAGGGGCCACCUGCUAUCAGCUGGCCCACCAAGACUUCUUGGCCACAGACCCCGUGGACCCCAAGUACAGCAAGGUGCGCUAUAUCCUUCUGGACCCCUCGUGCAGCGGCUCAGGAAUGGUCGGCCGGCUGCCGGCUGAGGAGGAGGCUGCCGCCCCGGAGCGGCUGCAGGCGCUGGCCGGGUUCCAGCGGAAGAUGCUGGCCCACGCGCUGAGCUUCCCUGCCGUCCAGCGGGUGGUUUACUCCACCUGCUCGGUGCACCAGGAGGAAAAUGAGGACGUGGUGCGGGCCGUGCUGGAGCAGCGGGGAAAGGCGUUCAGGCUGGUGGACGCUCUCCCCUCCUGGCCCCAUCGUGGCGUAGCAGUGUUUGCGGAGGCCAAGCGCUGCCUCCGAGCCUCCCCGAAAGAAACGCUGACCAACGGGUUCUUUGUGGCAAUCUUGGAACGGUGGCACACGGGGCUCUGCGAGGCCAGCCCCCCACCGCUGCUCACAGGGGCCAGCCGUGAAGCAGAAGUCGACGCUGCCGCUCCUGCUCCCAAGAAGAAGAGGAGGAAGAGGAAGAAGGAAGGGGCACGCGGGGCAUUGUUGAAGGUGUGAAAAAUGGCCGGGAGGAGACCGCUGGAAGAAGACGACGACACGGGGCCCGCCUCCCUCCCUGCCUGGACGGUGCCAGAAGCGUUCCGAAGAACUGGGGAGGGCAACAGAACCUCUCCUCCCCCCCCCCCCAUGAGACGGGGAUGAGAAUUGGCACAGAGCGAAGACGUCCCCCUUUCCCAGCAACCUGGCACAUCAAGAGCUCAGAAUUGGGACAGGUCGUAAGCCAGGCGGGAUUCUUGGGAAGUGGUGCUGCUCUGGUGUAAAUCAAUAAACCUCUCCUUUGUUUAAA
Elgaria multicarinata webbii is the source of this 1759-nucleotide messenger RNA. RefSeq names its product NOP2/Sun RNA methyltransferase 5 (gene NSUN5). The record is from RefSeq and is a predicted model, not a curated record. Gene Ontology annotation, molecular function: RNA methyltransferase activity. Gene Ontology annotation, cellular component: nucleolus. The transcript is spliced from 11 exons. Lineage: Eukaryota; Metazoa; Chordata; Lepidosauria; Squamata; Anguidae. Bases 22 to 1470 code for a protein of 482 amino acids. Gene Ontology annotation, biological process: rRNA base methylation.